UCGAGUCAUGGAUUACUUCGCUCCUGAAUGCCGCAAGAAGAAUAAGGACAAUUUACAAGUGGAUACAACAAAAUUACCAUUAUUGUUAUUUUUUACUUUUAAUAUCUCUUCGCGUAAAACGGGUUAUUUGUUGGUAGCUGCAAUUCACUAAAUCUCUUUCCAGCACCAGCUUGUCUUGAGAAGCUCCCAGCCACCAUGGUGGUAGUGCAAAGCUACUGUGAGGCCAGCGCUUCCAUUUCCGAAGCCUGGCUGGAGGGCGGCAUCUCGCCCUGCUUCUACUUCACCCUGGUGCCCACGGUCCUGCUUACCCUCUCCUUCUUCUUCGGCGCCUUCCACUGCGUCUGCUACCGCCGCUACGGCACCGAGAUGGAGCCCAAAUUCGUGCCGCGCUCGCGCCUCUAUGGCCUCCAACUGGGAGUCUCCCUGCUCCUCCUGCUGCAGUUCUUAGGGGGGCUGGUGUGGAGGGCCGCCGGUGGAGGGGAGCUCCCCGGCUAUGUGGUGCUGUAUGGCUGCCUGUCCAUGCUGGGCUGGGCCUGGGCCGUGGCCCUGCUAAAGCUGGAGAGGAGGUGGGUGCUGGUGAGGGACCGGACAAGGGGCCACAGCACGGUGCUGCUGCUCUUCUGGGCUGUGGCAUUCUCAGCAGAGAACCUGGCCUUCAUCUCCUGGGCCAGCCCCUACUGGUGGUGGGGCCUGGAGAACACACAGCAGCAGGUGGAGUUUUCUCUGUGGUUGAUGCGCUACCUCGGCACAGGAAUGCUCUUCUUCCUGGGCCUAAAGGCUCCGGGGUUGCCACGAAGACCAUACAUGCUCCUGAUCAACGAGGACGAACGUGACGUGGAGGGCGGCACUGGCCAGYCCCUGUUGGGUGGGGCGGAGGAGUCCCAGUCUACCUGGCAGGACUUUGGGCAGAAGGUGCGUCUGCUGGUGCCCUACAUGUGGCCCCGGGGCAAUAUUCUACUACAGGGCCUGGUGCUGCUCUGCCUGUGCCUGCUUGGUUUGGAGAGGGUCAUCAAUGUCUUUGUCCCCAUCUACUACAAGAACAUYGUGAAUGAGCUGACUGAUGGAAGCAGCUGGAAGACCUUGGUCACCACUGUGUGUGUCUAUGUCCUGCUCAAGGUCCUGCAAGGUGGAGGGGCAGGUGCGUCUGGCUUCAUCAGUAACAUGCGCUCCUUCCUGUGGAUCCGCGUGCAGCAGCACACCAACCGGGUGGUGCAGGUGCGUUUGUUUGGCCACCUGCACGCACUGUCACUGCGCUGGCACCUGGGCCGACGCACCGGGGAUGUCCUGCGUAGCAUCGACCGUGGCACCUCCUCCAUCAACACCCUGCUCAGCUACAUUGUAUUCAGCAUCUUCCCCACCAUCGCAGAUAUCGUCAUCUCCAUCAUCUAUUUCAUCACCUACUUCAACGCCUGGUUCGGACUCAUCGUAUUCGUCUGUAUGUUCCUCUAUCUCACCCUUACCAUCAUCAUCACGGAAUGGAGGACUAAGUACAGGCGAGACAUGAACACCCAGGACAACAACGCCAAGUCCAAGGCAGUGGACUCCCUGCUCAACUUUGAGACGGUGAAGUACUACAACGCAGAAAAUUAUGAAGUGGACCGUUUUGAGGACGCCAUCCUGAAGUAUCAGAUUUCAGAAUGGAAGACCCAAGCCUCUCUGGCCUUCCUGAACCAGACCCAGAACCUGAUUGUUGGCUCAGGCCUACUGGCAGGCUCACUGCUCUCUGCCUACUUUUUCCAGGAGGGCAAGUUUAAGCUUGGAGACUUUAUCCUCUUUGGCACCUACAUCAUCCAGCUCUACACCCCUCUCAACUGGUUUGGAACCUACUACAGAAUUAUCCAGAAGUCCUUCAUYGACAUGGAGAGCAUGUUUAAGCUCUUCACCGAGGAAGAGGAGGUGAAGGACGUGGUGAAUGCAGGGAACCUYCUCUAUAAACUGGGAAAAGUGGAGUUUGAGAAUGUGUACUUUAGCUACAUUGAUGGGAAGGAGAUUCUUAAGGACGUAUCAUUCACUGUGCAGCCAGGCCAUACUGUUGCAUUGGUUGGCCAGUCAGGGUGCGGUAAGAGCACCCUCCUUCGCCUGCUCUUCCGUUUCUAUGACGUCCAGGGGGGAUGCAUCCGCAUCGAUGGCCAGGACAUCUCUAAGGUGAAGCAGGUGUCUCUGCGUGCCCACAUCGGCGUGGUGCCCCAGGACACAGUCCUCUUCAACGACAACAUCCGCGACAACAUCCGCUACGGACGCAUCUCUGCCAGCGACCACGAAGUGGAGGCGGCGGCCAUCGCCGCAGACAUCCACAAGAAGAUCCAGACAUUCCCAGAAGGAUACGACACCCAGGUGGGCGAGAGGGGUCUGAAGCUGAGCGGGGGGGAGAAGCAGAGGGUGGCUAUCGCCCGGACCAUCCUCAAGGCCCCUCAGAUUAUCCUGCUGGAUGAGGCCACAUCUGCUCUAGACACACAGACGGAGCGCAACAUUCAGGCGUCGCUCAACAAAGUGUGCUCCAAUCGGACCACCAUCGUCGUGGCUCACAGGUUGUCGACCAUCAUCGGUGCCGACCAGAUUCUUGUUCUAAGUGACGGUCAGAUAGCAGAGCGAGGACGGCAUGAUGAGCUGCUGGCUAAGGGAGGGUUGUACUGUGACAUGUGGAUGAAGCAGCAACAUGCCCAGGACUCAGACUCAGCCUCUGACACAGAAGCAAAAGACAGGAAGUCUGAGAAACUACAGCCCCCAUCAGCCACUGCAGGCCACAGGAGCCACUGAGGAUAGAGUGAGAGGUCAAGGAUAUGUAGACAUUGUGAGGAGACGGACGAGGGACUCAGGGAGAGGAUUAGAUACCUCAAAAGGCUGUUUUGUCUGCAAUUUUUUAAGUUAUCUGUCCAUUGAGGUUCAUUCGGUUAUGAGUAAAGUUAAGCCCCACCCCAAACCUCUCUGCAUGUUACGGGCAAGUCAAGGGGCCAAAUGUCCCCUCCCCUUCCAAAAUCUGAAAGAUGCGAACACCUGCAAAAUCGUUAUUUCUCCAAAUGAUCAGUGGCAAAAAUCUGUGCACCUCGCUGUUGUCACAUCCCACAGUCUUUUGACAUACACUACGAUACCAGUUCUGUUACAUGUGUCUGUCCACGAGAGAUUAGUCCCUAAUGAACAUGUCCAGGACUCCGUAUAAUCCGUCCUCUUGCUGUCUGAAGUCGGUUGACUGCAGCCGUCCAGAGAAGUGGCAGCAAAUCCAAAGUAGACUAAUCCCUACCCUUAAGUGCAGGAAUAGGCAGUUUGUCAGUGUCUCACAACACUUUGAAUUGUUGACUAAUGUUUAGGGGUAGAGAAAUGUAUUUGUUUUAUUUACAGCAUCUAGAGAUAGUCUUAUUGAACAGGUUCAUUGUAAAUUAUAUAUUUAAUUUUUUACUACAUCCACUUUUUAGCUUAAUAGACUACUGAAGCGAUUCGGACCGAUGUGAAUGUUUAACAAAAAAAUCUGUUUCACUCUAAUUGUUUUUUAUCUAAAUACAAUGGUAUGUGUACAAGAACUUCAAAAUCUACAUUUGGUUAUUAGUAAAACAGAAAUUUAGUCUGUAUUUAGUCCAUUUAGCAUCAAACUGCAUCAGUUUUACUCCAAUCAGACUUGGGCAUUAUCAUGUACUGUACAGUCUAGGUGUUGACUGAUACAUGCAAAAUUCGCUGGCUGUAACUUUUAUUUGUCACCAAUGGUGAUCAAUAAGAACUACUGGCAGUAUAAUAAAGAGAACAGAAUCGAUGGAAAAGCAAACCUUUAUCUAUGAAUGAACUCAGAAUUCUCAAACCUUUCUAUGCUGCUACCCGUUUUGCGCAAAGAACUACUGUUAGUGUAUCUUUAUUUUAAUGGAAGAAAUUAGUCUGUAUUUGAAUUUGUAAAUAUCUAUGCCUUGCAUUCCCACGGCACGGUUUGUCAAUAUCUGUUGAUAAUAAUCACACUCCAUUUACAGUACAUAUUGUCAAAUUCUGUUUCAUUUAUUUAAAAAAGGGCCAUAAGGGAAGAUAUAUCCAUUUAACUGAACUUGAGUUAUUUGAGAGAGAAUAGGGACUUUAUAUCUACGUGAAGUCUCUAGAGUUACGAGUUUGAAUUGGAAACUGUCUGCAUUAAUCAAGGGGACAUGAAAAUGGACAUACUUACCAUCCAUAUAUUGCACAGCAGACUUUACAUCAUGGAAAGUUAUUUCAGACUGAAAUAAAUAGAUGAAUCCCAAAUGCAUUUGUGACUACAGAAGUAAUACCAAAGAGCUAGAGUGGUUUUGCUAGCAAAUCAUUGCUCUACCACUACAGCAGUCAAUCAUUUGUAGGUGUACAAUGUGCACAAACUGGUGCAGUCAAAUAAUUUACACUAAUGCACCAUGAGUUGAAAUGUUAUGUGUGAAUGAGUGACAUUGACACCACAUGAGGUUGGUGGCACCUUAAUUGGGGAGAACAGGCUUGUGAUAAUGGCUGGAGUGGAAUGGUAUCAAAUACAUCAAACUAUUGGUUUCCAUGUGUUUGAUGCCAUUACAGAAAUGCAACAUUUUUGUUCUGAUAUUAACUGCUUUGACACAAUGUCAAACUUUUUUGUAUGUGUUUUGGGGCCGUAGUUUGUUUGUAGUGUGGUCUUYGCCUUUGUCACUCUUCCAAUGUUUGUGUGGCAUCAGGCUAUGCCUGGAUGUCAAAUACAUUUAUAUAUUUUUAAAAAAAAGGGUGUGUAUAUGUUAAUAAAUUGUAUAAUUAAAGAUGUAUUGUGACGAA
Molecule: messenger RNA, 4737 nt
Organism: Salvelinus sp. IW2-2015
Lineage: Eukaryota; Metazoa; Chordata; Actinopteri; Salmoniformes; Salmonidae
Product: ATP-binding cassette sub-family B member 6
Exons: 20
Coding region: 196-2757 (853 amino acids)
Biological process (GO): heme transport; transmembrane transport
Cellular component (GO): vacuolar membrane
Molecular function (GO): ATP binding; heme binding; ATP hydrolysis activity
Source: RefSeq, a predicted model, not a curated record